This is a messenger RNA of Geosmithia morbida, 3555 nucleotides long. RefSeq names its product ATP-dependent RNA helicase DDX46/PRP5. Gene Ontology annotation, molecular function: ATP binding; nucleic acid binding; RNA helicase activity. The transcript is spliced from 2 exons. Lineage: Eukaryota; Fungi; Ascomycota; Sordariomycetes; Hypocreales; Bionectriaceae. The record is from RefSeq and is a predicted model, not a curated record. Bases 1 to 3555 code for a protein of 1184 amino acids.
AUGCAUUCUGACAGUCUGGAACAGAACCGAUACCGAGGCAGUGGCCGUGACCGCGACCGCGACCGCGACCGCCGCAGAGACCGUUCGAUAGACCGACGCGACGACGACAACUACCGCGGAGGACGGCGCGACUAUAGGGAUCGGGACCGUCGCAGGUCGAGGGAUCGUUACUCCAACAGGGCCGCAUCGCCACCCACAGGUGGCCGAUCCAACAGGGACCGAGUCGACGACAGAGGAUACCGCAGACGAGACGACUCGAGAGACAGGGCGCGUGCGCGCCGCGAGGGCACGGCUGACUCGUCUGGCCGCGGGAGACACGACGGUGGCAGGACACCGGCGGGAGAGAAUGGGAGGGCCGAGCAGAAAACCGGCAGCGCUGCCCCCGACGCCAAGACCGACGCUGAGAAGAAGGCUGAACGCCUGGCAAAGCUGGAGGCCUGGAAGAAGAAGAAGGAGAGCGAGUCGCAGAAGCAGAAGGAUGUCAACCCCAGUCAGACGAGAAGCCUCUUGGCCGAGAUGGACAAGAAGGCCACCGGUGGUUCGCCCAAGGACCCGCCCAGAGACAGCCCCGCGCAAGAUUCCCCCACGGCGACGCCUGCUCCAUCGGCGACUCCGUACGCGGGAAAGUUCGACCCCAAGGCCAUUGCCAAGAAGUCGGGCAACCCGCGCAGCCAUGAUGACUCGCAGUCGGUUCUGGGAUCUGUCGACGUCAGGCCGGAAAAUCUGGCGGCACCCGCCAAGCCCGCCCCCAGGCCGUCUGCCCUCCCGGUCAAUCGAUCCAAGACGAGCGGCUUCGGGUUUGGCAAGUCGAAUGCCGAUCCGGACAAGCUGCCCAGCAAGCGUACCCUGGAUCUCGACGAGGAAGAAACCACCAAGCGAAAGCUCACCAAGCUCCCGGCCCUGCCCGACAUUGCCGACGACACACCCUACGCUGAUCAGGAUGACGACGAUGGCGAAUGGGAUCGUGACAACUUUGCCGAGAACGAAGAAGAAGCUGCGGCCGCGGCUCGCGCCGCCCAUGAGAAGAGGCUGCAGGAUGCGGACAAUCAGACGGGCGAUAAGAUGAAUACAGCGGAGGAGUCCAAGACAGAGCUGUCUGACGGCGCGCGGACAAACGGUGACGCACCGACAGAUUCCCCGGCGGAGAGCAAGGCACAGCCAGCCAGAGGGUCGAUCAAGAGUGCAGCCACACCCGCGCCGGCGCCAGCGCCAGCACCAGCACCGCAACCUCAGAAGAUGGUGGUGGAUGAGGAGGACGACGUGGACCCCUUGGAUGCCUUUAUGGCCGAUCUUUCACAAGAACAGACCAAGGUACCGGCUGCGAAAUCGGCAAAUCAAGCCAAGGCCGAACAUCAGGAACCGGAAGCAUACUUUAGCGACGACGACUUUGGCUUCGAAGCCGAGGAGGAUGGUGACGCUAAGCAGCUUCUGGCCAUGACGAACAAGCGCAAGAAGAAGGACAUUCCCUCGGUCGACUAUAGUAAGAUUGACCUGCAACCAAUCAGGAAGAACUUUUGGGUCGAGCCUUCGGAGCUGAGUACCAUGUCGGAAGCCGACGUGGCGGACCUGCGUCUCGAGCUGGACGGUAUCAAGGUUAAAGGGAAGGAUGUGCCCAAGCCUGUCCGGAAGUGGGCACAGUGCGGUCUCACGCAGCAGAUGCUGGAGGUCAUCAGCAAUCUCGGGUACGACAUGCCCACGCCCAUUCAGAUGCAGGCCAUCCCUGCCCUCAUGUCCGGCCGGGACGUCAUCGGCGUAGCCAAGACAGGAUCCGGAAAGACGGUUGCCUUCCUCCUCCCUAUGUUCCGGCACAUCAAAGACCAGCCGCCGCUCAGGGACACGGACGGCCCCGUUGGACUGAUCAUGACACCCACCCGAGAGCUAGCCACGCAGAUUCACAGGGACUGUAAGCCCUUCCUCAAGAUGAUGGGACUGCGGGCGGUAUGCGCAUACGGCGGUGCCCCGAUCCGCGAGCAGAUUGCCGAGCUCAAGCGGGGCGCGGAAAUCAUCGUCUGCACUCCGGGCCGCAUGAUUGAUCUCCUGGCGGCCAAUCAGGGUCGCGUGACCAAUCUGAGGAGGGUAUCGUACGUGGUGCUGGACGAGGCUGACCGAAUGUUCGACAUGGGUUUCGAGCCGCAGGUGAUGAAGAUCUUCGCCAACAUGCGGCCGGACAAACAGACGAUUCUGUUCUCGGCAACCAUGCCUCGGAUCGUGGACGCCUUGACCAAGAAGGUCCUCAAGAGCCCCGUCGAGAUCACGGUCGGCGGCAAGAGCGUGGUCGCCAAGGAGAUUGAGCAGAUUGUCGAGGUGCGCGAGGAGUCGACCAAGUUCUUCCGUAUACUGGAGCUUCUGGGUGAGCUGUAUGACCGCGACGAAGACGCGCGCACGCUCAUCUUUGUGGAGCGCCAGGAGAAGGCCGACGAUCUGCUCAAGGAGCUCAUGGUCAAGGGCUACCCGUGCAUGUCGAUCCACGGCGGCAAGGACCAGGUCGACCGCGACUCGACCAUCUCGGACUUCAAGAAGGGCGUGGUGCCCAUCCUCAUCGCCACGUCGGUGGCGGCCAGAGGCCUGGACGUGAAGCAGCUCAAGCUCGUCGUCAACUACGACGCACCCAACCACCUGGAGGACUACGUGCACCGUGCCGGCCGCACAGGCCGCGCAGGCAACACGGGAGUGGCCGUGACGUUUGUGACCCCCGACCAGGAGAACUGCGCACCGGGCAUCGCCAAGGCUCUAGAGCAGAGCGGCCAGCCCGUUCCUGAAGAUCUGGAGAAGAUGCGCAAGGCCCAUAGGGAGAAGGUCAAGUCGGGCAAAGCCAAGGACAACUCCGGUUUCGGCGGCAAGGGACUGGACCGGCUGGAUCAGGAGCGCGAGGCGGCGCGCAUGCGCGAGCGCAAGACGCACAAGGCCGAGGGCGACGGCGAGGACGACGACGACAAGGACGAUAAGAAGGAGAAGGACGACGACAGUAAGGUGGAGAAGGCGCUCAACGCCAUCAGGGCGGCCGCAUCUGGAGUGCAGGCGCGGCCCAAGAGCGUCGAGGGCGACGAGUCCAAGGGGGGCGACGGCAACAAUGGCGGGGCAUCGUCAUCGUCGGCGGCGGCCGGCGGUGCCGCGGCAGGAGGAGACAAGCACAGCCCUCUUGACAGGGUCAGCUCGGCCAUCAGCGCCAUCAACAGCCGUCUCGGUAAGGCGGGCCAGCUGCGCGCGGGCCAGCCCAUCGACAACAAGGGCCCCGACGCGGGAGCAUUCCACGCGACGCUGGAGAUCAACGACUUCCCCCAGAAGGCCAGGUGGGCCGUCACCAACCGUACCAACGUGGCCAAGAUCCUCGAAGCCACGGGCACGUCCAUCACGACAAAGGGCACAUUCUACCCUCCGGGCAAGGAGGUGCCUCCCGGGGCGGAGGCGAAACUGUACAUCCUCAUCGAGGGAGACACGGAGGUCGUCGUGAGCUCGGCGUUGAGCGAGCUGACGAGGCUGCUGAGGGAGGGGACCAUCGCGGCGGCGGACGCGGACAAUCGCGCGCCAGCGAGUGGACGGUACACUGUUACUUGA